This is a messenger RNA of Schistocerca americana (American grasshopper), 2255 nucleotides long. It is a transcript of the gene pHCl-1, whose product is annotated as glutamate-gated chloride channel. Bases 99 to 1661 code for a protein of 520 amino acids. The transcript has 15 exons. Gene Ontology annotation, molecular function: transmembrane signaling receptor activity; chloride channel activity; neurotransmitter receptor activity. The record is from RefSeq and is a predicted model, not a curated record. NCBI's taxonomy places the organism in Eukaryota, Metazoa, Arthropoda, Insecta, Orthoptera, Acrididae. Gene Ontology annotation, cellular component: neuron projection; synapse; membrane. Gene Ontology annotation, biological process: regulation of membrane potential; nervous system process; chemical synaptic transmission.
CGCGGAGCAGUGAGGCGGGCCUGCAGCAUGUGCGCGCACGUCCGCGGCCGCUAGCUGCACACACACUCCACAGCCGGGGCCGCCCAAGAUGUCCUAACAUGGGGACGACAUCGUGGCUGCUGCACGCGGCCGCCAUCUUGCUGUCCCUGUCCCUCGUCACCGGCAGCACGGAAAUAUUCGAUGACUUCAGCGAUGGGAAGUCAGAUAAAGAAAUCCUGGAUGAGCUGCUCAGGAAAGAACGCUACGACAAGAGGUUGCGGCCUCCUGUACCAGAUGCGGACUUCUGCUGCGGGAUGAGGAAGCCUUCGGACCCGCGGGUCGCCGGCACGUCCCCCACGCAGCACAGUGGCAAGCUCCUGGUCAACGUCAGUGUCUUGCUCCUCAGCCUCGCCUCGCCGGACGAGUCGAGUCUGAAAUAUGAGGUGGAGUUCCUGUUGGAGCAGCAGUGGUACGACCCACGCCUGCGCUACUCCAACCACAGCAACUUCGAAUUCCUCAACGCCAUCCACCACAAUGAGGAAGUCUGGUUGCCCGACACGUAUUUCAUAAUGCACGGCGACUUCAAAGACCCCCUCAUUCCCGUCCACUUUGCUCUCCGCAUCUACCGCAAUGGCACUGUCGUCUAUCUUAUGAGGCGUCAUCUCAUUCUCUCGUGCCAAGGCAGUCUGCACAUCUUUCCCUUCGAUGACCCACUUUGUUCCUUUGCGAUGGAAAGCAUAUCAUACGAGCAGAAAUACAUUACGUAUGUGUGGAAAAACAGUGAGGAGACAUUGCGAAAGUCUCCCAGUCUGACCACCCUUAAUGCGUAUCUCAUCAAGAAUGCAACCACUGAAUGCGAGAAGAAGUCCAUCUGGAGAGAGGAGGACUACUCUGAGGACGGUUACACAGGGGACUGCAGGUGUUCUCUGUGCCAGAGAAGGUUCGAGGAGCAAGGUAACUACAGUUGUUUGAAGGUGGAUCUGAGCUUCACUCGUGAUCGUGCCUUCUACUUCACGACAGUGUUCAUACCGGGCAUUAUCCUUGUUACCUCUUCUUUCAUUACCUUUUGGCUCGAGUGGAAUGCAGUUCCUGCAAGAGUCAUGAUUGGUGUAACAACAAUGCUCAACUUCUUCACAACAUCAAACGGGUUCCGAUCGACUCUCCCUGUUGUGUCAAAUCUGACAGCAAUGAAUGUUUGGGAUGGAGUGUGCAUGUGCUUCAUCUACGCGAGUCUGCUGGAGUUUGUGUGCGUGAACUACGUGGGACGCAAACGACCACUGCACAAUGUUGUGUACCGCCCGGGUGAAAACCCUGUAACCCAGCGACUGCCAGCAGUUCUCAGCCGAAUUGGCAUAAUUAUGGCCACUCCGCUGGUAAGACAGGUAUGCCACAGAGAAUCAGAUUCAGAGAGAGAACUUCUUUUAUUAUUGGGUGACAAAAACAAAAGGGACACAUCAGCUCCCAACGAAAUAGUCACCUGCACCAACUGUGGCCCCAACCCGUGCACACAUUCUGCCAACAAUGGCUGUGCUACUGAGGUCCGCAAAAAGGAACCACCUCAUCCCAUCAGAGUGGCGAAAACAAUAGACGUGAUUGCGAGGGUGACCUUCCCCAUUGCAUAUGCAAUAUUUCUCAUAUUUUUCUUUGUACAUUACAAAGGGUUCUCCAAUAGUUCAGAAUAAGCUAGACUGCCAGUUUGGAAACCGUGUGUUCUAUAAGAUGCUGUUGCAGCAGCAACAACAACACCAGUGCUUUGGCAGGUAAUGGCUAAUGAGUGCUGAGCUGAAGAGUAUAAUUAAUUGGUGCUUUUGGGAAAAAAAUUGUACCCUGAAGUUUUAUUUUAUUGCUUAUCUGUGAAGUGAUCAGAGCCUCUUCUUCUUUUUUGUUGUUAAUGGACACAACAGCUACAAGAAUUGCGAUUCUGAUUUUGAAGAUGGUGGGUGACUACUGAGACGCUUGGUCGCUAUCGUAGUAACUGCUGAGUCUCGCGAGAAACAUUUCAUCUUAGGGAAGUCUGUGUAAAUGACUGUUAGAUAUGUGCUCAGUGGCUUGCCUGAUGAACCGAUUGUAAACUUAACUGCCAACUAUAAUGAGACUUAUUCUGACUUGUGGUUAGCUUCAUUACAAGAAGAAAGAAACCUAAUAGGGUCGCCGUAUUUCCAACUCUUAAAAUCUGGUUGUGAGUGACACAGUUCUAUCAUUGUUGCAGGAUUGUUUUGUCUGCAGAAUGUGGUGUACAUCAAAUCACACAUUUUCCCCACUGACAUGGUGGGUUU